This is a messenger RNA of Staurois parvus, 258 nucleotides long. NCBI's taxonomy places the organism in Eukaryota, Metazoa, Chordata, Amphibia, Anura, Ranidae. The record is from the annotation of a GenBank genome assembly.
AUGCACACUGGACGUUUUUACAGCUGCUUUUUUUGUCUUUUGCUGUUUUUUUUUUUCUACAGCCAGUGAACUCCCCAGCAUGUUAUCCUAUGUGUCCAUGCACACAUAGACUGUCAUCAACGUUUUUUGGCUGGAAAAAAAAACCCACCAGAACUAGUGGGUUUCUAGAGAGUUUUUUAGUUGUAAACAUGCUCUAAUGCUGAAAAAUGCGGUAAAUCGCAGCAAACCAGCAUUUUCUGACUUUUGUUACUAAAAAAA